Molecule: messenger RNA, 1075 nt
Organism: Oryza brachyantha (malo sina)
Lineage: Eukaryota; Viridiplantae; Streptophyta; Magnoliopsida; Poales; Poaceae
Product: non-specific lipid transfer protein GPI-anchored 12-like
Exons: 3
Coding region: 234-851 (205 amino acids)
Source: RefSeq, a predicted model, not a curated record
ACGUUAAAGGAACACAUUGCACAUGCAUUUAUGAGGUGUAUGCGGUGGGGGCGUGUGUGAGUUGUGCAUUUUCGGUGCAACGAAGAAGGAAAAAAAAAAUCAAAAUCUCAGCUAUAUAAUGUCGUCGUGCCGGCCAGGCCACCGAAUUCAUUCGACUCCUCUCCGAGCUGCCACCGCCCAACGAACCCCACAAGCUAGCCGGCCUUAGCCAUCAAAGCCCAGGGACCACAGCCAUGGCGGCGGCGGCGAUGCAGCGGCGGUGCGCGGCGACGCUUGCGGCGGCGGCGGCGGUGCUACUACUGCUGCUAGCGCUGGCGCCGGCGGGGGCGCGGGCGCAGUCGCCGGCGGCGGCGCCGGGGCCGGCGGGGGGCGGCGGGCUGGACUCGGCGUGCCUGAACGCGCUGCUCAACAUGUCGGACUGCCUGACGUACGUGCAGAACGGGAGCAGGGCGCGGCGGCCGGACAAGCCGUGCUGCCCGGAGCUGGCCGGGCUGGUGGAGUCCAACCCGGUGUGCCUCUGCGAGCUCCUCUCCGGCGCCGGCGACUCCUACGGCAUCGCCGUCGACUACUCCCGCGCCCUCGCCCUCCCCGCCAUCUGCCGCGUCACCACCCCUCCCGUCUCCACCUGCGCAGCUUUGGGAUACAAUGUUCCUAUGGGCCCAUCGCCGGCGCCGUCGCCGGCGGCCGUCUCGCCCUCCGGUGAGGGUCCACAGUUCCCUGGGACCUCGCCCUUCGCCUCGCCGCCGUCGACGGCGACGCCGUCGACAAACCACGCCGGCCGCCGCUCCGGCGACCACCACCACCACCUCGUCGCCGCCGCCGCCAUUGCCGUCGUUGCCGGGAUGUUUUAGGAUCGAUUGAUUCAUGCGCUCUCUCCUGUGCUUAGUUAUCGUUUUCUGGGGUGAUGUGGCCGUCUGUUUGUUUGUUGUAUGAUCUUUUGCUGAUCGUAAUUAAUUCCUUUUUCUUUAAGGCAUAACUAAAUUCCUUUUGAUGUAUUAAACUUGCUGGAUUCCAUGACAUUGUCCUUGCAAGGACGUAUAUACUUACUCUUAUCUACCAGUAGUAGUACUUCAUA